This is a messenger RNA of Stegastes partitus (bicolor damselfish), 3473 nucleotides long. Its product is annotated as segment polarity protein dishevelled homolog DVL-3-like. Gene Ontology annotation, cellular component: cytosol. Lineage: Eukaryota; Metazoa; Chordata; Actinopteri; Pomacentridae. Gene Ontology annotation, molecular function: frizzled binding. The record is from RefSeq and is a predicted model, not a curated record. The transcript is spliced from 15 exons. Gene Ontology annotation, biological process: canonical Wnt signaling pathway; intracellular signal transduction. The coding region runs from base 444 to 2498 and encodes 684 amino acids.
UUCACCGAUUUUGUGCAGUUUCGUGUGCAACAAAGUACCGAGCUUGGCAGCUGGCGAGAAGGGAAAACCGACCCUUCUGAGAUUGUUUAUUCCUGCUGCGUAUUUCAGCUGCCUUUCUUCCUUCUCCACUCAUUUCCAAGCUUUCGGCGGCACAUUGGAAGUUUAUUACAAGCGGAAACUAGCGCGACUCGGUCUCCGGACGGUGUUAGGACGCUUUGUGGAGGAGCAAGGUGUUUUUUUCAAACUGAAAGGGCAGGCGGAACGUUAGCGAGCUGGCGUAGGAAAGACCGAACCAGGACUACGCGACGAGUCGGUCAGCCAGAGAGCCGGGAGGACCACGGCACAGCCGCCGCCAGCGCCACGGGGAGUCGGGGCCCGAGAGGGAGCCUGCCAGGCCCUCGGCUUGAUGCACCCAGCCUGCCUUGCCUUAGCCGCAGUCCGAGAUGGGGGAGACCAAAAUUAUCUACCACCUCGACGACCAGGAGACACCGUAUCUGGUGAAACUGUCGGUGCCGGCGGACAAAGUCACUCUGGCGGACUUCAAAAAUGUCCUCAAGAAACCAAAUUACAAAUUCUUCUUCAAAUCUAUGGACGAUGACUUCGGGGUGGUAAAAGAAGAAAUAUCUGACGACAACGCGAAGCUGCCCUGCUUCAAUGGACGUGUGGUGUCAUGGUUGGUCUCUGGAGAUGGCGCCCACACAGACGCAGGCUCGGUGGCAGAUAGUUUGGAGCCAGCACCACCUCUGGAGAGGACCGGGGGCAUCGGAGACUCAAGACCUCCCUCCUACCACGGGAAAGCAGCGAGCGGUCGGGACAGUUUGGACAACGACACAGAGACCGGCUCCAUGGUGUCGCAAAGAAGAGAGAGGGAGAGGCCGCGACGGAAACACACCAACGACCACGGUGGGAGGCAGAAUGGGUAUUCAUCACGAGGAAUGGGACGCGGAGGCCCCGAGUACGACAGCUGCUCGUCCUUCAUGAGCAGCGAGCUAGAGUCCACUUCCUGCUUUGAUUCCGAGGACGACGACGCAACCAGCAGGUUUAGUAGCUCCACUGAGCAGAGCUCCUCUCGUCUAAUGAGGCGACACCGCCGUCGCCGACGGAAACCUAAAGCUUCCAAUAUGGACAGGUCUUCAUCAUUUAGCAGCAUCACUGACUCCACCAUGUCUCUGAACAUCAUCACCGUCACGCUUAACAUGGAGAAGUACAACUUCUUGGGCAUCAGUAUUGUGGGGCAGAGUAAUGAGAGGGGAGAUGGCGGAAUCUACAUCGGCUCUAUCAUGAAGGGAGGAGCUGUGGCUGCAGAUGGACGCAUAGAGCCUGGGGACAUGCUGUUACAGGUGAACGACAUAAACUUCGAGAACAUGAGCAACGACGACGCUGUUCGAGUACUGAGAGACAUUGUGCACAAGCCAGGCCCCAUCACUCUGACUGUUGCAAAGUGCUGGGAUCCAAACCCCCGGAGCUGCUUUGCUCUGCCCAGAAGUGAGCCGAUCCGGCCCAUUGACCCGGCUGCAUGGGUGUCCCACACGGCGGCCAUGACCGGAGUGUACCCUCCGUAUGGCAUGAGCCCUUCCAUGAGCACUGUCACCUCCACCAGCUCCUCCAUCAGCAGCUCUAUUCCUGAGACGGAACGAUUCGAUGACUUCCAUCUCUCGAUCCACAGCGACAUGGCAACAGUUGCUAAGGCCAUGGCCUGCCCAGAGUCAGGUCUGGAGGUGCGGGACAGGAUGUGGCUCAAGAUAACCAUCGCGAACGCCUUUAUUGGUUCUGAUGUGGUGGACUGGCUCUUUCAUCACGUUGAAGGCUUCUCAGAUCGCCGCGAGGCUCGUAAAUACGCCAGCAACCUGCUGAAGGCUGGCUACAUCCGACACACUGUCAACAAGAUCACCUUCUCUGAACAGUGCUACUACAUCUUUGGAGACCUCUGUGGCAACAUGACUCACUUGUCUCUGCAUGAUCAUGAUGGUUCCAGUGGGGGUGCCUCAGAUCAGGACACUCUGCCCCCACUGCCUCACCCUGGAUCAGCCCCCUGGCCCAUGGCCCUGCCCUACCAGUUCCCUAUUCCACACCCUUACGACCUGCCACAGCCCUUCCAUGGCGGACCAGGCGCUGGCAGUGCAGGAAGCCAGCACAGUGGAAGCAGCGGUUCUAACUGCAGCAAGAAUGAGGGUCGGAAGUCCGGCGGCAGCGGCAGCGAAACUGAGAUCAGGAGCCACCGAGCUCCGAGCGAGCGCUCCGUGGCUCCCCCUAGUGAGCGAAGCAUCCGUAGCUCUGUCAGCCACCGCAGUGCCAACUCCCACUCGAUAGCCUACGGGCCUGGCCUUGUUUAUGGCCCCCCUGGCCUGCCCCCCCAGCCCCCACAUCUGUCUACAGCUGCACCUGGUGCCCCACCAGGCAGAGAGAUCGCCUCGGUGCCCCCUGAGCUCACGGCGUCGCGCCAGUCUCUGCGCAUGGCGGUGGGCAAUGCCGGCGAGUUCUUUGUUGAUGUGAUGUGACACGGGUUGUAGGUCGGUAACGAAGUCGUAGAUGGAGCGUUCUCCUGUCGUCAGGCUGAGAAUUGACGGCAUGACGGAACAGGGGGGAGGGAAGAUUGCAAAAGCUGUAACCCAAGGCCUUGAUUCCACUUUUCUAAAAGCAGAAAUGGAACCAACCCUGCUGUGUAUGCUGAGAGAAAAAAAAGUUCCUCCACUCUUGUGCUUUUCUUCCUAGUAGUAGUGGCCAUACUUUCUUCAAUGAAGAACCCCCCCACCCCUCUUUGCUCAAGAUGGAACCAAAGCGCCUUUCUCCGUUUCUGCUCCACAGCGGGGAAGAGUUAGUGUGAGGACAAAGAGCAGGAGAAAGGAGGGAGGCAGUGGAAGUGGUCAGCUGGGGAAGAUGACUCAGCGCUUUUCCACAUGGAUGUUUUUCAUUUGUUCUUCUCGUCACUCUUCCCUCCUCUCCUCUGCCUCCUUUAUCUAACAUUCUCUGUCCUCCCCCAUUCCUGUCCACGUCAAAACUGAGAGAGAAUGAAGCCUCUUCCCUCCUUCCGUUCUUUCAAUCCCCACUCGCUGACCUCUAACAAGAAAAAAAAAAAACAAGAAAAAAAAAACUGAAAGAAAGCUGAAAUGAACACUAACUGUUAACCUUAUUCAAACUUUUAAAAUAUUUGCUUGACUUAAGAGAGAAAGAAAUGGAAAGAUUUGUAUGUAGUGCAAGAGAAAACUGCAGUCCUUCUUACUGUAAGAAUACAUUUGUUUUAUUAUAUAUGUAGUUGGUCACAACUAGUUUCAUUUUCAAUGCUUAACAUGAGCGUCCAGCUUGGAGAGUGGUUUUUACACUACACAACUGCAUUUUCAUCUGCUAACCAGAGAAUCUUCAGACUGUCUUGUGAUGAUGUAUAGUGGAAAAAAAAUUUCUUACCAUGUCUUUCACACUACUCUUUUAUUAAGGAAAAUGUCUUUUUAUUUAUAAAUAUAGUUUUAUGACUUAAA